AUGGAGGUGAACCACAUGUCCCCAUCUCCUAUACUACCCACGCUGCCCACCGACGGAGAUGACCCGUGCAGGAUGGACGUCACCGACAUGGCCAUAGACAGUGUCCAGCUGCAUCUCGCCUGCCGCAUCCGCAGGAACCCCAUCACCGUCUACAUCCUCAACCUGGCCGUCGCUGACUUCACCUUCCUCCUCUUCAUGGCCACCUCGUCCCUCCUCUACAUGAUGGAGAAUGCCUCCUGCUCCCCCAUUGUGUCUCUGAUGUACCCGAGGUCGCUUUUCCUGCUCUCGCUCUUCUCCUACAAUGUGGGCCUGUACCUCCUGACGGCCAUCAGCAUCGAGAGGUGCGUGUCCAUCCUCUACUCCAGCAUCCGCCGCCCCCAGCACUUGUCAGCCGUGGUGUGUGCCCUGCUCUGGGCCCUCUCCAUCGCUGUCAUUGCUUCAGUGACUUCUCUGUGCCUGUUGCACGACCAUGAGCACUGCCAGAUAGCUCUCAUCUCCAUGUACGUCCUCAACUUCCUCAUCUUUGCACCACUCAUGGUCAUUUCCAAUGUGAUCCUGUUCGUUAAGGUCUUGUGUGGCUCCAGGCGACAUCAACCCAAGAGGCUCUACAUCGUUAUCUUCCUCACCAUCCUCUUCUUCCUCAUCUUCGCUCUUCCCCUCAGCGUCUGGAAUUUCCUGCAGCAGUUCAGCUACACUGUCGUGCCCUACCAGGUUGUUUUCCUGCUCGCCUGCAUCAACAGCAGCAUCAACCCCUUCAUCUACUUCUUGGUGGGGAGCUGCCGGAGGCAUUGCUCCUUAAUGUCCCUCCGGGUCGCCUUCCAGAGGGUCUUUGAGGAGCCGGAAAACAACACGGCACGCAGCAAUGACACUACGAUGGACAGGCUGGCCCCAGCCUGUUGA
Molecule: messenger RNA, 900 nt
Organism: Nipponia nippon (crested ibis)
Lineage: Eukaryota; Metazoa; Chordata; Aves; Pelecaniformes; Threskiornithidae
Product: mas-related G protein-coupled receptor member H
Biological process (GO): G protein-coupled receptor signaling pathway
Cellular component (GO): plasma membrane
Molecular function (GO): G protein-coupled receptor activity
Source: RefSeq, a predicted model, not a curated record